Molecule: messenger RNA, 4025 nt
Organism: Octodon degus (degu)
Lineage: Eukaryota; Metazoa; Chordata; Mammalia; Rodentia; Octodontidae
Gene: Adamts14
Product: ADAM metallopeptidase with thrombospondin type 1 motif 14
Exons: 21
Coding region: 169-3669 (1166 amino acids)
Biological process (GO): proteolysis; extracellular matrix organization
Cellular component (GO): extracellular matrix
Molecular function (GO): metalloendopeptidase activity
Source: RefSeq, a predicted model, not a curated record
GCGUUGGCGCGUCGGAGCCAGCGGUCCAGGCUGUGGCGCCGUGCGGGGGGCUGCUGCAGGGAGGAGCCGAGGCCGGCAGUGCUCCGGCAGGGCAGCCCGGGGCGCGCCCCAGCCCUGCUUGUGGUUCGGUAUCCGGGAGCCUGGCCCGCCCGUGUCCCGCGCGGCCACAUGGCUCCGCUCCGCGCUCUGCUGUGUAGCCUGCUGCCCUUGCACUGCGCGCUAGGAGUCGCCGCGGGCAGCCGGACCCCAGAGCUGCACCUCUCCAGAAAGCUCAGUGACUAUGCUGUGACCGUGCCCUGCAGCACAGAUUUUCAGGGACGCUUCCUCUCCCAUGUAGUGUCUGGCCCAGCGGCUGCGUCUGCAGGGAGCGUGGUAGUGGACAGUACACCCAUCCCACCAUUGCACUCCAGGCACCUCCGAGUGGCUCGCAGCCCUGUCCUGAACCUGGACAAAGGGACUUUGCCACCUCACGGGGCGCGGCGCUACUUCCUCUACUUCAAUGUGACUGUUUUUGGGAAGGAGCUGCAUUUGCGUCUUCGGCCCAACCGGAGGCUGGUGGUGCCCGGGGCAUCAGUGGAGUGGCAGGAGGACUUCCGGGAGCUGUUCCGGCAUCCUUUGCAGCAGGAGUGUGUGUACACUGGAGGUGUCACCGGAAUGCCAGGGGCAGCUGUUGCCAUUAGCAACUGUGAUGGAUUGGCGAGAGGUGACGGAUAUGUCAUGAAGGUGUCCAUUUGCCCUCCUACAAUGCAGCAGAACCCUUCAGCCUUCGGCCUGGGUGAUCUUCCCAACCUGCUGGGCCUCGCGGGGGACCAGCUGGGGGACACGGAGAGGAAGCGGCGCCAUGCCAAGCCGGGCAGCUACAGCAUCGAGGUGCUGCUGGUGGUGGACGACUCAGUGGUUCGCUUCCAUGGCAGGGAGCACGUGCAGAACUACGUGCUAACCCUCAUGAACAUCGUGGAUGAGAUUUACCACGACGAGUCCCUGGGGGCCCACGUGAGCAUUGCCCUGGUCCGCUUGAUCAUGGUCGGCUACCGGCAGUCCCUGAGUCUGAUAGAGCGUGGGAAUCCUGCACGCAGCUUGGAGCAGGUGUGUCGCUGGGCGCACUCUCAGCAACGCCAGGACCCCAGCCAUGCUGAGCACCACGACCACGUCAUCUUCCUCACGCGGCAGAACUUUGGGCCCUCAGGGUAUGCACCUGUAACUGGCAUGUGCCACCCCCUGAGAAGCUGUGCCCUCAACCAUGAGGAUGGCUUCUCCUCGGCUUUUGUGGUGGCCCACGAGACUGGCCAUGUGCUUGGCAUGGAACACGAUGGGCAGGGGAAUGGCUGCGCAGACGAAACCAGCCUGGGCAGUGUCAUGGCGCCCCUGGUGCAGGCUGCCUUCCACCGCUUCCAUUGGUCCCGCUGCAGCAAGCUGGAGCUCAGCCGCUAUCUCCCGUCCUACGACUGCCUCCUCGAUGACCCCUUCGAUCCCGCCUGGCCCCAGCCCCCAGAGCUGCCUGGGAUUGACUACUCGAUGGAUGAGCAGUGCCGCUUUGACUUCGGCACUGGAUACCAGACCUGCUUGGCAUUCAGGACCUUUGAGCCCUGCAAGCAGCUGUGGUGCAGCCACCCUGACAACCCGUACUUCUGCAAGACCAAGAAGGGGCCCCCACUGGAUGGAACGGAGUGUGAACCAGGCAAGUGGUGCUUCAAAGGUCACUGCAUCUGGAAGUCACCGGAACAGACUUAUGGCCAAGACGGAGGCUGGAGCCCCUGGACCAAGUAUGGGUCAUGUUCUCGGUCAUGUGGAGGUGGAGUGCGAUCUCGCAGCCGGAGCUGUGACAACCCCCCCCCAGCCUAUGGAGGCCGCUCAUGCUCAGGACCCUUCUUCGAGUACCAGAUCUGCAACAGUGAGGAUUGUCCUGGACCCUAUGAAGACUUCCGGGCCCAGCAGUGUGCCGCACGCAACUCCUACUACGUCCAUCAGAAUGCCAAGCACAGCUGGGUCCCCUAUGAGCCGAGUGAUGAUGCCGAGAAGUGUGAGCUGGUCUGUCAGUCGGCAGACACAGGCGAGGUGGUGUACAUGAACCAGGUGGUCCACGACGGGACACGCUGCAGCUACCGGGACCCGCACAGUGUCUGUGCCCGUGGCGAGUGUGUGCCCUUCGGCUGUGACAAGGAGAUGGGGUCCAUGAAGGCAGAGGACAAGUGUGGCGUCUGUGGUGGUGACAACUCCCACUGCAGGACCGUGAAGGGGACCCUGGGCAAAGCCUCCAAGAAAGCAGCUGCUCUCAAACUGGUGCAGAUACCAGCGGGUGCCAGACACAUCCAGAUUGAGACGCUGGAGAAGGCCCCCCAGCGCAUCGCGGUGAAGAACCAGGUCACCGGCAGCUUCAUCCUCAACCCCAAGGGCAGGGAAGCCUUGAGUGGGACCUUCACCGCGCUGGGCCUGGAGUGGGAGCAUGAGGUGGAAGAUGCCAAGGACAGCCUCAGGACCAGCGGGCCCCUGCCAGAAGCCAUUGCUGUCCUGGUGCUGCCCCCAGCUGAGGGUAGCCCUCGAGGUGUCCUGGCCUACAAGUACGUCAUCCACGAGGACCUGCUGCCCCUCAUCGGGAGCAACAAUGUGCUCCUGGAGGACACCGACACCUACGAGUGGGCGCUCAAGAGCUGGGCCCCCUGCACCAAGGCCUGCGGAGGAGGUAUCCAGUUCACCAAGUAUGGCUGCCGGCGCAGACGGGACCACCACAUGGUACAGCAGCACCUGUGCGACCCCCGGAAGAGGCCCAAGCCCAUCCGCCGGCGCUGCAACCAGCACCCCUGCCCCCAGCCUGGGUGGGUGAUGGAGGAAUGGAGUGCCUGCAGCCGGAGCUGUGGAAAGCUGGGGGUACAGUCUCGGGGGGUUCAGUGCCUGCUGCCCCUCUCCAAUGGCACGCGCAAGGCCAUGCCAGCCAAGGCCUGUCCUGGUGCCCGGCCCGAGGCCCGGAGGCCCUGCCUCCGCAUUCCCUGCCCAGCCCAGUGGCGAACGGGAGCCUGGUCCCAGUGCUCUGCCACCUGUGGAGAGGGCGUCCAGCAGCGGCAGGUGGUGUGCAGGCCCACCGCCAAUAGCCUCAGGCAGUGCGAGGGGGACAAGCCCGACUCCAUGCAGGGCUGCAGCCUGCCGGCCUGUGAAGCAGUUCCUUGUGCUGUGUGUGCAGCAGAGUCCUGCGUGGGGGACAGGUCCAUCUUCUGCCAGAUGGAAGCGCUUGAUCACCACUGUGCCAUCCCUGCCUACCACCAGCUGUGCUGCGAGUCCUGCUCUAAGAGGGCCUCAGGCCCCAGCGCCAGCCUGGGCCCAAGCCUGGCCUCCCCACCUACCUCCCCCACUCCUGGGAGCUCCUCACCACAACCCAAGGCCACUCCUGAUGUCACAGAGCCUACCGUGGAGCUAGCAGGACCAGACGACCAUCAGCAUGGCCGACCCACACGGCUCACAGAGCCACCAGAUGCUAGGCCACCAGUCACCCAGCCUCCCUCCCUCCCACAGACCCUGAGCCGCAGGGCAUUUGGGGGCACUUCCCCUACUACGCCUCAGGGAGCACCUUGGGGCUGGACCCUAGUGGCUGUGAUGACUCCCGAGGACCAAGGGCAGCCCAAAGAAGAAUCAAAGCAUCCAGGUACCAGCCUCCCGGCCACCUCCCCAGUGACAUGAGCCAUGCCAUGCCAUCCUGCCAGGCACAUUUGCACUGUGUGUGCUGCCCAGUGACCCCGUUCAGAGGAUUCAUGCAGCAGGACAGGGGCAAGCACAGACUUCCUUUUAAGUUAUUUUCCUUUCUCAUUUUUGUUUGGAGCUGUGAUACUCUUUCCUCCAUGACAGGGGGUGGGAGGGAGAAGAUCAGGGAAAGCCCAAACCAGAGAUACCUCAGCCAGCAGUGCCCAGACUGGACCUUCAGGGGCUCCUGAAGUCUCUCGGGACCGAGAGUUUGCCAGCACCCUUCCUCAAGCUACCAGGCCCUGGGCAGGUCUGAAGUUCAUGCAGGAACUGUCAGGGCUGCCUGCUUUUCCAGG